UUCAAUUACAGACAUCUCUUAUCAUUAGUUUUCCGAAAAUUCCUUUUCCACUUUGCCUCUCUCUGUUCGGUUGCUUCUUCAACGUGGCAUGGCCUGCAGAGAAAGCUAAAACUGGAUAUGACAAACAAGUGUGAUCUUAAUAAUAAUCUUAGCAAAAAAAUUGAAACAAGUGAAGCAGUUGUCUGUGGCAUGUCGGUGAUGAUAUGGACGAAGUUCCAGGGGCUUUGGGGACAAGUGCUAGUUUGGCUUUGAGAUUAGGACAGUCUCUCUUCUCUGUUGCUUCACUUCUUUUCAUGUGUUUGGAUGUUGCUUUCUAUAGCUAUACUUCUUUCUGCUUUUUGGUGACAGUGAUGGGUUUGGUUAUAUCAUGGAGCUUGACACUAGCAAUGGUGGAUGCAUUCUCGGUUUUUAUUAAACGCCCAUCUCGUCAGCCUGGGAUAAUCUCAGUUGUUGUAUUAGGGGAUUGGGUCCUUUCGUUUCUGUCACUAGCUGCAUCAUGUUCAACGGCUAGUGCAGCUGACCUCCUGAUUCGUUCUGGUAGCCCAUUCUGCGAUGGGAAUAUAUGCAGCCGAUAUCAACUCUCUGCUGCCAUGGCUUUCUUGUCUUGGUUUCUGUCAUUGGCGUCUUCCCUCUUCAAUCUUUGGCUUCUUCCCAUCUUAUAGUAUUAACCCUGAGAGAAUUUGGGUAGCUUUGUAUAUGGCACAACUUGCAUAUAGUCUUUCGGAGUUCAUAGCUAAUUGUAGAUGGCACACAUGGUUCGGAAUAAAAGAUGAAAUGUUAUUGAAGGAAAGUAACUCCAGUGAUGCAUUGCGCACAAUGUCGAAAAUCCACUUUGAACCUUGUUGCGUUACAGUUAUGGUGCAGGCAGGUUGAAAUCAAGUUUCAAGACUCCUAAUUUUUUUAAUUUUAGGAGUCGUAUAUAUGUCAGCAUUGUCGAUCAUCCUACUACAAUUUGAGCACUAGAGUGAACUGCAGACAAAAAAUUGAGCUUAAUGUUAAACAUCUCCUGAAAAAGAAAUAUAACUUUGCAUCA
This is a messenger RNA of Nicotiana tabacum (common tobacco), 1033 nucleotides long. Its product is annotated as CASP-like protein 5C1. Gene Ontology annotation, cellular component: membrane. NCBI's taxonomy places the organism in Eukaryota, Viridiplantae, Streptophyta, Magnoliopsida, Solanales, Solanaceae. The record is from RefSeq and is a predicted model, not a curated record.